Messenger RNA from Durusdinium trenchii, 1408 nucleotides. The record is from the annotation of a GenBank genome assembly. NCBI's taxonomy places the organism in Eukaryota, Dinophyceae, Suessiales, Symbiodiniaceae.
AGUGUGAGCGGCUCUAGCAAUACUUGUGAGCCGCCCUAGCGAUACUUGAAAGAGUCUGAGAGCGGUAUAAGGUGGUGUUUGAGGAGUCGUUGCUGAUUACUGGCAGUCAUGUCCGCUUCACAAAAAAGUGAUUCGAGUGACUUGCGAGCAGUGCAGAAUGCCUUUCAGAACAUGAAGGUGGAGUCGACCAAGAGCACGGAUGAGGCAACAAAGAAAUCAUACACCUACAACGCCGAGCGGGUGCUUGGAAGCGGUUCAUUUGGAGUCGUCUACCAGGCUGUCGUGGUUGAAACUGGUGAAUCUGUCGCCAUCAAGAAGGUUUUCCAAGACAAGAGAUACAAGAAUCGUGAGCUGCAGAUCAUGAAGGAGUUGAAGCACCCAAAUGUGGUGGAACUGAAGCAUGCUUUCUAUACCUCUGGGGACAAACCGGGGGAAACCUACUUGAAUGUGGUUAUGGAGUACUGUUCAGACACAGUCUACCGGGUGAUGAAGCACUACACAAAGAUGAAGCAGCCCGUGCCGCAUAUUUUCGUGCAGCUCUACUCCUAUCAAAUGGCACGUGCUUGUGCAUACAUCCAUGCGGUGGGCAUUUGUCACCGAGACAUCAAGCCUCAGAACCUGCUUGUGGACGGUCACACACACGCGCUGAAGAUUUGUGAUUUCGGUUCGGCCAAACCGCUUGUGAAGGGCGAGCCAAACGUUGCGUACAUUUGUUCCAGGUACUACCGAGCGCCAGAGCUAAUUUUUGGUGCGACGGACUAUGGCUUCGUGAUUGACAUCUGGUCCAUGGCUUGCGUGUCCGCUGAGCUGAUUCUGGGACACCCGAUCUUCCCAGGAGAGAGCGGAGUUGACCAAUUGGUCGAGAUCAUCAAGGUUCUGGGCACGCCGACGCGUGAAGAACUGAUGGCCAUGAAUCCAAACUACACGGAGUUUAAGUUCCCGCAGAUCAAGCCGCACCCCUGGCACAAGGUUUUCCGUGCGCGCACUUCUGCUGACGCAGUGGACUACAUUUCCAAGCUGCUAGUCUAUGACCCGAAACUCCGACCAUCUGGUCUGCAGUGUUGCACUCAUGCUCUCUUUGAUGACCUUCGGGAUCCAAGCACACGCAUUAGUAGCACCAAACCGUUGCCAGAACACCUCUUCAAUUUCUCGAAGGAGGAAUUGGCUAUGAUGGAUGCCGAGCUGCAACGCAAACUCGUCCCUGCGUGGGUUGCGGCUCAGGGCCAGAAGCCAGCACAAUGAGCUGGCAAAUCUGGCAAAUGAUGUCAAAGAUGAGACUCUUGCCAACAGGCUGCAUUUCUCUGAGAUUUGAGGGGCUGACAGCACAAGCUGCAACUUCUGCUUGCUGAGCGCUUUCAGCCACCCUUUUCAAAGCGGCUUCAAGCUGGCAUUGCGAGGUGUCCUUUGG